ACCAAUAAGAACUCGGUGUAGAUUCAGCGAAUGACGUCUCUCUGGCGCUGCUACUUCCUGAAAGAUGGCGGAAUCGAGAGAGGCGGAGGCGAUGAAGGGGAGAUUUGUUGUUGUGGGAGGGGGAAUCGCUGGCGUCACGUGCGCAGAACAACUGGCGGCUCAGUUUCCCUCACACAAGGUCUAUUUAAUUACUGCGUCUCCUCUUAUAAAAGCUGUGACCAACCUCAGGCAGGUCUCUAGGGCCCUGGAAGAGUUUGAUGUAGAGGAGCAGGGGGGCAGUGAGCUGGAGAGACUGUACCCCAAUAUCUCAGUCGUACAGUCGCCAGUCACAGAACUGAGGAGCCAAGAACAGAAAGUCAUCACAGAGGAAGGGGCGGAGUUCCUGUACAACAAGCUGUGCCUGUGUGCUGGGGCCAGACCAAAGCUGAUUGUGGGGGGGAAUCCCUACGUCUUGGGCAUCAGAGACACUGACAGCGUCCGGGACUUCCAGAGACGUCUGACUGAUGCCAGGAGGGUGCUCAUUGUGGGGAACGGAGGCAUCGCCCUAGAACUGGUAUAUGAGCUGGAGGGCUGCCAGGUGAUCUGGGCAAUCAAAGACAAAGCCAUCGGCAACACCUUUUUCGACGCGGGAGCAGCCGAGUUCCUCAUCGACCAAUUGAAAGCUGAGAAGCCAUUGGCUCCGCCCACCUGCAAGAGAACCAAGUACACGACUGAGUCUCCUCCCGGCAGAGAGGGGAGCAGCAUGGGCAGUGCCCUAGGGCCCGACUGGCAUGAGGGUUUGGAUCUUAAAGCUAAAGGAGCGUAUUCGCACCGCGUCCAGAUCGAGACGCAAUGUGAGGUCGAGCGCAUUUUGCUACAAGAGGAGUUUGCGCAAUUAAACAUCACAGCGUUGCCUUUCCAGGGGGAGGAGACUGUAGAGUCUGACUCCGCCUCAAGUAGCGAUUGGCCGGUCUAUGUGCAGCUGACCAAUGGGAAGACGUACGGCUGUGAUUUUAUUGUUAGCGCCACCGGGGUGGUCCCCAAUAUGGAGCCGUUUAUUAGGGGGAACCAGUUUGAUGUGGCAGAAGACGGGGGUGUGAGGGUUAAUGAUCACAUGGCGACUUCCCUGCCCAACAUUUACGCAGCCGGAGACAUCUGCACAGCAUCAUGGACUCCCAGCGCCCUCUGGCAGCAGAUGAGAUUAUGGACGCAGGCGAGACAGAUGGGCUGGUACGCAGCGAAGUGCAUGGGGGCGGAGCUCCUGCAACAGCCAAUAGAAAUGGAUUUCUGCUUCGAGCUCUUUGCCCAUGUGACCAAGUUCUUCAAUUACAAAGUGAUAUUAUUGGGCAAGUACAAUGGGCAGGGCCUGGGACGUGAGCACGAGCUGCUGCUGAGAUGCACCCGGGGGCACGAGUAUGUCAAGCUGGUGAUGCAGGGGGGGCGCAUGGUGGGGGCCCUUCUCAUCGGAGACACAGACCUGGAGGAAACAUUCGAGAACCUCAUUCUCAAUCAGACCGACCUUUCCUCCUACGGGGAGCGACUGCUGGACCCCAAUAUCGACAUCGAGGAUUAUUUCGACUGAACCCACCCUUUGUUUCCAUGGCAACACCUGCUUUUAUUUAUUAGAACCUGCCCCAAACAGGUCGGCCAUGUUGUUGGCCUCUGGGUGGGGGUGAUGCCCCAGAAUUCUACUGACCUGUGUACAAAGAGGUUUUCGGCUGCCGGGGUCAGCGACCCCAAUCUAAAAGCUGUAAACUGGAAGGUGAAUAAAUGAUUGUGGUGGGCCCUGGGUUUUAAAAUUGGUGGGGGUCCCAACUUACCUCCCCCCCUGUAUCGCACAUGGGCUGUAAAGGGUUAACACCCCCCAUUACAUCGCGAUAACCAGGAGCAGACGUCUGUCAGUGACAUUUAUUGUGUCCGUUUUCUGUACAAUAAACACAAUAAGUGCAACAA
Xenopus laevis (African clawed frog) is the source of this 1932-nucleotide messenger RNA. RefSeq names its product pyridine nucleotide-disulphide oxidoreductase domain 1 L homeolog (gene pyroxd1.L). The transcript is spliced from 12 exons. The record is from RefSeq and is a predicted model, not a curated record. The coding region runs from base 65 to 1561 and encodes 498 amino acids. Gene Ontology annotation, molecular function: NADPH dehydrogenase activity; oxidoreductase activity. Gene Ontology annotation, cellular component: nucleus; sarcomere; cytosol. NCBI's taxonomy places the organism in Eukaryota, Metazoa, Chordata, Amphibia, Anura, Pipidae.